UCAUUCUAUACACAUUUCCUUCUUCUUCAUCAUUUCUUCCCUAUUCUUGCUCAAUCUCUCCUGUUUAUACAAUAUGGGUAUCAAUUAUCCAACAAUGGUGCUCUCAUUGAGAGGUUGAACACAAUCAAGUGAGAAAACCUCCCAAAAUACCAAAAAUUUCAUACAAAAAUUUCAGCCAAAAAAAUUCGUUCUGAAAAAAAAAAAAAAAGAUGCUGGAAGCACCCAGAUCCAGAGAGAGUCCGAAGAAGCAGCCAUGGCCCAACCAGCCCGAUGGCGACGCUACACCAAUCCGGAGGUGGAGUGCGAGCUCCGACCUGCCUCGAGCUUCACCACCCCAGCCGCGACCUUUUCAUCAAGCCGGAUCACUGGCGGUCAUCCUAGCAGUGGACUCAUCCACCAAGAGCCUAGCAAGCUUCCGCCAUUAAUGGCAGUCCAGAGCUUGGCCCACAACUCGAGCAGCUGCAACAUCGGAAGGUUCAACCAUUGGACACUCCUCCCGGCUGGUUGCGUUUCGGACCCUAACCUCUGUCAACGCAACCGGAUUUUUCCGGCUGAGAGUCCUUAAUUUCCGCCAUUAGUGGUCAGUCGACCGCCCACCGGAGACAAGUUUUUCCGGCCACCCUUGCUCCGCUACAGCAAACAUCCCCACUGUCACUAAGCGGCACGAACUGUUGCUAUGGGUUGGCGAUGUGUUCUUUAAGAUGGAUGUGUUCUUCCAGAAAGCAUCUUACCGUCAUCCCCUUCUUCCGAUGUGUUCUUCCAGAAAGCCUCUCCACAAGAUUCUCCUCAUUUGGUUCUAAGCAGACCACGUCCUCUAGAUGGAUUGAGGCCAAGCAAAUGAUGGCCAAUUUCCUUGGAGAAGAAUUGACCAAGUCAAAAUUGGCAAGGGGAGACCACACCUGAUUAUAGUUCUCGUGGCAGAAGCUUUAUCUCCAAAAAGACUAAGUAGCUAAAUACUCCUCUUAAUCAUCUUCUGUCAGGCCCCAUUCCAACUAAACCAACCACACCAAUUAUCGCAAGAGGAAGCUGCCAGCUUUCAGAUGUGAUGGCCGACAGAAGCCACAUGAUGGAUGGCCAGUUUGACCAAGUCAAAAUUGAAGAGAGGAGUCCAAUCUAAUUCCAGGACACUCUUAGAACGGUGGGAGCCGCUAUUUCACAAGGCUGAGCUUGUCCAACCCAUAUGGAUCAUCUUCUCUAACAUAAUUAAUAUCUGAAAGAUAAGUACCCUUUAAUUUUCAUAUUAUUUAUAUUUAUUUAAAUAAAUUUUUUGUCAGGUGUAUGUCACACUAUCACGCACUUAUGAUCAAAAUGCCUAGUAGAGUGUGACUUGAGACCCAUCACUAGGAUUUAAAGCCCUGACUCCUCAGGCACAAAGCCCUGUCUCCUCAGGCACAAAGCCCCGACCAAGUCGGGCAUGAAGACAAAAUCCCGACCAAGUCGGGUACGAAGACCGGUCUUAGUCAUUCUUCGAGUGGCGACCGUUGCUUACGAAUGGCUCACACAUCCAUUCUACUAAGUAUUUUAUCAUUACAUUAACAAUUCACAUCUCCACUUGUUUCAAGUGACGAACUCCCGAUCGGGAACAUAAAUCCCAAGAAAUUUUUUUUAUAUGUAUGAUAAAUGUGUAGGUACGAAGAUGACUUUACUCAUUUUCACCUCGUCUCCACUCGCCUCAAAGAGUGGGGACUGGGGGCCUGAGGGGUCAGAGUUUCUAGAUGAGCAGAAAAUAUCACGCAAGAGCAGGAACGAGAGCUGAGUCAGUUGAAGAGGAGCUGAGCUAGAUUGAUUAUGCCGGAGGGGAUUUACCUUCCUUGUUUCAUGUUGGGGGCGCUAGGUGUACUCUUUUUCCCUUUAUUAGGAUUUUUUCCCACUGGGUUUUUCCUAGUAAAGGUUUUUAACGAGGCACCUCUCCAUAAUGGACAAGGGUGGUGGUCCCCCGGCCAAAGAUGAAGAACGUUGCAGAUACAGUUUGGACUACUCCCUUUCGCCUCUAGUACUCUCGACUCAGGGAGUGGGGGACUCCUGAUGGAUUACAUGGACUCCGACCCCCCCGGUAUGCCGACUACUAGGCCUGGACAGCGGCCCACACACGUUUAGCAGAUAUCAUUAUAUUAUUGUACAUUAUUAUUAUUAUUCAGAUGUUCUAGAUUAGCUUUUUAUACUAUCAGUCCAUUUAUGUAACCGGGUCUGUCAGGCCCAUAUUAGAGGCCCAGACCCGGAUUUUCCCUAUAUAUACUCCUUAUAGGAGGCUUGUAACUCAUAUAACAAAUAUUCAUUCUAUACACAUUUCCUUCUUCUUCAUCAUU
Messenger RNA from Cuscuta epithymum, 2306 nucleotides. The record is from the annotation of a GenBank genome assembly. Lineage: Eukaryota; Viridiplantae; Streptophyta; Magnoliopsida; Solanales; Convolvulaceae.